AUGCGUAUCACAUCGGCCACUAAGGCCAUCUUCAUCAUGGUCAACCACGUGAUGGCUAGCCACUUCCCCCGCGAGGUGUUUCCUGAGGCCCGUAUUUUCGGCCGGGGAGACUUCGAGACGGGUUUGGCCGCCCGCCAGGCGGGAUCGCUCCCAAACAUCUGGAAGUGCAACGAUUGCAUCGAUAAGUGCAACUCGCCCAGCCAGAUCGUUGACCCCAAGGACUGCAAGAAAUGCACCGAGUGCCCCAAGGGGCAGAAGCCCGACAAGGCCGGCACGAAGUGUAUCGAUGAUGACAAGCAGAAGAAGUUCGAGGAGCAGCGGAAGAAGAGAUACAGUGAGUACAAGACCAGCAAGGGGUACGACCGGUGGAAGAAGAUCAAGGAGCGUGAGUACGAGAACAAGGUCAACGAGGAGAAGCGCCGCAAGGUCCGCCGCAUGUCUCGUUGCCUUGCUAUUGUUCCUCUGGCCAUGGGUGCCGCGGAAGUCGAGCAAUUUGCCGACCUCUUCGACGAGGACUGGACGGAAAGCAUGGAGAUGCUCGAGUUCUGGCCGGGGGGCCUCGAGAUCGACGAAUGGAUCGACCAGAAGUCGGAUGAGAUCUUCGAGCAGGACGAAUACCUAGACAAGUGGGUUAACAUCGGAAACGGCGAGAAGCGCGACAUGAUGCCGGCAGCUGCGCAGUUCAAGCCCUCGUCUUCUCUGGCUGCGCCUGCAAUUACACCCGCUCCCUACAUCGACCAUGAGAAAGUUCCCAACAAGUUCGUCCGCGAUGCCGCCACUACAACCGCUCUCAUUGUUAGGGACAGCGAGCUCGACAAGCGUUGCCCGUUCUGCUUCCUAAUUCCUAUCUUCGCCGCUGUCGUUCGCACCGUCGCCCAGGUCGCGGUGAGGGUCGCUAAGGUUGCGAAGAACGCGGUCAAGAUCAGCAAGGGUAUGAACAAGAGAGACAGGCGCGACAAGCGGAAAGCUUCUGAGGAGAUCAGCAAGAACAAGAAUUGGAGGAACUGUCUGACCGGCGCGAACCCCGUCUAG
This is a messenger RNA of Colletotrichum karsti, 1032 nucleotides long. RefSeq lists its product as uncharacterized. Lineage: Eukaryota; Fungi; Ascomycota; Sordariomycetes; Glomerellales; Glomerellaceae. The transcript has 2 exons. The record is from RefSeq and is a predicted model, not a curated record. Bases 1 to 1032 code for a protein of 343 amino acids.